AGUGGCCGGGAAGGCCCCCAACAGCUGCUUCUCCCGCCCCCUCCGUCUCAGAGGGCUGGCUAAGUCUGUCCCGCUCCCGGCUCUCCGCCUCACUAGCAGCGGCUCUCCGUGCAGCGGGGACUGGGCGAAGCGGCCUGCGUCCACGGAGCGCACAAUACAGCCCAGAACAAACCGCUACUCUUGCCCCCUCAGCCGCCCACUUGGGAACCCCAGCGGCUUUUGUUCGCACACGAUGCCCUCGGCCACCAGCCACAGCGGCAGCGGCAGCAAGUCGUCCGGACCACCACCCCCGUCGGGUUCCUCCGGGAAUGAGGCGGGGGCCGGGGCAGCUGCGCCCUCUUCCCAGCACCCCGCAACCGGUACCGGCGCUGUCCAGACCGAGGCCAUGAAGCAGAUUCUCGGGGUGAUCGACAAAAAACUUCGGAAUCUGGAGAAGAAAAAGGGCAAGCUUGAUGAUUACCAGGAACGAAUGAACAAAGGGGAAAGGCUUAAUCAAGAUCAACUGGAUGCAGUAUCUAAGUACCAGGAAGUCACAAAUAACUUGGAAUUUGCAAAAGAAUUACAGAGGAGUUUCAUGGCAUUAAGUCAAGAUAUUCAGAAAACAAUAAAGAAGACAGCACGUCGGGAGCAGCUGAUGAGAGAAGAAGCAGAACAGAAACGUUUAAAAACCGUACUUGAACUGCAAUAUGUUUUGGACAAGUUAGGAGAUGAUGAAGUGCGAACUGACUUGAAACAAGGUUUGAAUGGAGUGCCGAUACUGUCUGAAGAGGAAUUGUCAUUAUUGGAUGAAUUCUACAAGUUAGUGGACCCUGAACGGGACAUGAGCUUGAGAUUGAAUGAGCAGUAUGAACAUGCCUCCGUUCACCUGUGGGAUUUGCUGGAAGGGAAGGAAAAAUCUAUAUGUGGAACAACCUAUAAAGCUCUAAAGGAAAUUGUUGAGCGUGUUUUUCAGUCAAACUACUUUGACAGUACCCACAACCACCAAAAUGGAUUAUGUGAGGAAGAAGAGGCAGCCUCAGCACCCACAGUUGAAGACCAGGUAGCUGAAGCUGAACCAGAGCCAGCAGAAGAAUACACCGAACAAAGUGAAGUUGAAUCAACAGAGUAUGUAAAUAGACAAUUUAUGGCAGAAACACAGUUCAGCAGCGGUGAAAAAGAGCCAGUAGAUGAGUGGACAGUUGAAACAGUUGAGGUGGUAAAUUCACUCCAGCAGCAACCACAGGCUGCAUCUCCUUCAGUACAAGAAUCUCACUCUUUGACUCCAGUGGCUCAGGCAGAUCCCCUUGUGAGAAGACAACGAGUACAGGACCUCAUGGCACAAAUGCAGGGGCCCUAUAAUUUCAUACAGGAUUCAAUGUUGGAUUUUGAAAACCAGACACUUGAUCCUGCUAUUGUAUCUGCACAACCUAUGAAUCCUACACAAAACAUGGACAUGCCCCAGCUGGUUUGUCCACCAGUUCAUUCUGAAUCUAGACUUGCUCAACCUAAUCAAGUUCCUGUACAGCCAGAAGCUACACAAGUUCCUUUGGUUUCAUCCACAAGUGAGGGGUACACAUCAUCUCAGCCCUUGUACCAACCUUCCCAUGCUGCAGAGCAGCGACCACAAAAGGAACCAAUUGACCAGAUUCAGGCAACAAUCUCUUUAAAUGCAGACCAGAAUACAGCAUCAUCAUCCCUUCCUGCUGCAUCUCAGCCUCAGGUAUUCCAGGCUGGGACAAGCAAACCUUUACACAGCAGUGGGAUCAAUGUAAAUGCAGCUCCAUUCCAGUCCAUGCAGACGGUGUUCAAUAUGAAUGCCCCAGUUCCUCCUGUUAAUGAACCAGAAACUUUAAAGCAGCAAAAUCAGUACCAAGCCAGUUACAACCAGAGCUUUUCCAAUCAGCCUCACCAGGUAGAACAAACAGAGCUUCAGCAAGAACAGCUUCAAACAGUCGUUGGCACUUACCAUGGUUCUCAGGACCAGCCCCAUCAAGUGACUGGUAACCACCAGCAACCUCCCCAGCAGAACACUGGAUUUCCACGUAGCAAUCAGCCCUAUUACAAUAGCCGUGGUGUAUCUCGUGGAGGUUCCCGUGGUGCUAGAGGCUUGAUGAAUGGAUAUCGGGGUCCUGCCAAUGGAUUCAGAGGAGGAUAUGAUGGUUACCGCCCUUCAUUCUCUAACACUCCAAACAGUGGUUAUACACAGUCUCAAUUCAGUGCUCCCCGGGACUACUCUGGCUAUCAGCGGGAUGGAUAUCAGCAGAAUUUCAAGCGAGGCUCUGGGCAGAGUGGACCACGGGGAGCCCCACGAGGUAAUAUUUUGUGGUGGUGAUCCUAGCUCCUAACUGGAGCUUCUGUUCUGGCCUUGGAAGAACUGUUCAUAGUCUGCAUGUAGGCUACAUGUUAGGAAUACAUUUAUCUUUUCCAUACUUGUUGCUAGGGAUUAAAUGAAAUGCUAUGUUUCUAAAAAUUAAUCUUGAACCCAAAUUUUAAUUUUUUGAAUGACUUUCCCUGUUAAUAUAUAAAUUGUCUUGAAAACUAGAACAUUAACUCCUUGUCAGAAAAAGUGUUUUUCCAAUUGCAAAUUAUUUUUCAGGUCUAAAAACCUGCUAAAUGUUUUUAGGAAGUACUUACUGAAACUUUUUUGUAAGACAUUUUUGGAAUGAGAUUGAACAUUUAUAUAAAUUUAUUUAUUCCUCUUUCAUUUUUGAAACAUGCAUAUUAUAUUUUAGGGCCAGUAAUGCUUUUAUGGCCAGAUAAGAUAUAGUUAUAUUUAGAGAACCAUUUAGAAGUGAUAGAACAAAUUGAAAUUUCAUUGUCCUUUGGACUACUGUUAGUGACAUAAAUACCAAUUAUUUCUAACUUGUAAACAGAAUCCUUAGUUUCCAAACUUACUGAACCAUACUUAAAAAUUAUAGUCUCUAAGAGCUUUUUGCUUUGUUUUGUUUGCCUUUUAAGGUAGGAAAACUACUUCCUGUUUGGAGGAAGUUAACCUACUUAACAGUUAGAGCUAGCAUUUCAUAAUCUAAAGUUCUAAAUGGUUCUCUGAUUUGAGGGCAGUUAAAUAUUGAACAGGAUUCCUCUAGAAAUUGGCUAUAACAUGUAUAAAAUGUAUAUUAAGGAGGAAUUACAAAGUACUUUGAUUUGAAUGCUAGCAGAAAUUGACCAACAAAAAGGUGCUUUUUUUUGUUUUUUUAUUUUUUAAUUCAUGGCUCACUUGGGAAUUACUGACUUGAAGUAUUGAAGGAUAUUUGCAUGUGAAUGUAGGUUAUGUUCUUUCCCACUUUGUAGCAUAUUCUAUGAAAGUUGAGUUAACUGGUAGCUAAAAAUCUGUUUUAACAGCAUGUAAAAAGUUAUUUUAUCUGUUAUAAAUCAUUAGACAAUUUUGAAUGUUAUGUACUUUCUUUUUAACAGAUUAGAUGAUAAGGUCUGUUUUCAUUCUGGUGCUUUUAUUAAUUUUGAUAGUAUGAUGUUACUAUUGAAAUGUAAGUUAGAGUGUACACUAGAAUGUAAGCUCCGUGAGAGCAGGUACCUUGUCUGUCUUUACUGCUGUAUCUAUUCCCCAACGCCUGAUGACAGUGCCUGACACAUAGUAGGCACUCAAUAAAUACUUGUUGAAUGAAUGAA
This is a messenger RNA of Orycteropus afer afer, 3606 nucleotides long. Lineage: Eukaryota; Metazoa; Chordata; Mammalia; Tubulidentata; Orycteropodidae. The record is from RefSeq and is a predicted model, not a curated record.